This is a messenger RNA of Carica papaya (papaya), 1478 nucleotides long. Lineage: Eukaryota; Viridiplantae; Streptophyta; Magnoliopsida; Brassicales; Caricaceae. The record is from RefSeq and is a predicted model, not a curated record.
CUUCAGCGGAUUAAAAGAAACAGAGAAAGGGCUUAUGAUGGUUUUUUUCCUCCGAAGCCCAAACUACUUCGCCAACCUUCCCUCUCCCCCCGCAAUCAAAACUCUGCACUCGGCGACUAUCGCGCCCGACGGUGAAAAAUGGAGCGCAGCUCGGAUUUCGCAGAGCCCGUUAUCGAUAUCCUAAGGAGCAGAGGUUGGUGUUUCCCGGAGGAGGAGCAAGUUAGAAUUCUGAUCACGAUAAGCUCCGCUUUGGUUGACGAUGGAGACACAUAUAGGAUCGCUGAUUCAGUGGAGGCGGAGCUACUGAACAUGGACAUUAGAUCAAUCGGAGCCAAAUCCCUGCCCGACCCGACCCAACUAAAAAAGUCUUCUCGGCUUCAAGGCCCCAGAGUCCUCCAGGCAACUCUCUUUUCCCCUCUCCUAGUAUUAAGAUUAACACUUACAGAUGGGCAAUCUGAGAUAACAGCAUUGGAGUACUUUCACAUACCAUCAAUUCCCACGGAUGUUGUUCCUGGCACUAAGGUGCGUCUGGAAAAUAAAGCUGCAAUAAAUAGUGGUAUAUUAUGUUUGAUUCCAGAAGUUGUGACAGUUUUAGGAGGUGUUGUUCAAUCACUUUAUGAAGAAUGGCAGAUGAAGAAGAAAUAUUCCACUUUCUCCCGUUCAUCUGCAAGGCUAGUGCAUGAAACUGAGAUUGGUGGUCCUCCUCGAUUCGAGAAGUUGCAAGUUGGGACAACUAAACAACAAUCUGCUUAUCAGGGAAAACCUUCUUAUUACUCUGGGGUUAUUUCCAAAGUCGGUGUGCCUACAGCCUCAGAAACUGUUGGAAGUGGUGAAGCUGGUCAAACUAGCAGACAACACAGUAUUCAUUUGAAAGCAGAUAACAUGAACAGUGACACAAGAACUUGUUCCGCUAAAGAACGAGCUGAAGAGAAGCCAAGCAGCUCUGAGACAAGAGUGAAGGAAGUAACUGAAUCUGUUCCUGUCCAAAACCAAGCGGCUUCUCAAAAACUCCUCCAGAAGAUGAAUCAACCAAGCCAGGAUGGCCAAUAUUUUAGAGGUCGAAGGCAUAAGGGGAAGGGAAAACAAGAAGAGCUAGCAGUUUUCACUCUAGAUGAGUGGGAAAAAAGAAAAGCCGGGGCAAUGCCUGUAAAGGAAAAUGUUCUGCUAGAUACAAGUCAUGAUGAGUAUCUAGCAUGGCAGCUUCAAAACCAACUUGAUCUGGAAGAUUCUCAUGUUCAGAGAAUGCAUGGCACUGAGGCAGAGAAUAUUAAAAUAAACAUGUUUAAUUAUGAGAAAAGAGAUGAGGAUAUGUUUACUGGAAGAGAACAUCGAGGGAGAGGUAGGGGAAGGGGAAGGGGCAGGGGCAGCAGAGGAAGAGGGAGGGGACGGGGAAGAUUUGGUUGAGUUGCCUUCUCUGGUAACCCACCUUGUAAACUUGCAAAAUCAAUACAGUUUUCUCUUUCACCUUAACGACCUAA